AGCCCCCCCCUGGAAAGAGAAAAAAAUUGAAGCCCCCCUUGGACAAAUUCCUGAAUACGCCCCUGUUCAAGGCAAUAUCUCUCCAACCGUCAAGAUGGUUUUCAUAUACAAGAAUGAGGGUGAAUCCAUUCACCCUAAGCUAGCUACUCUACACUUUUAUUUACAGAAGCAUUUACAUGCUUAUGCUAUGCUAAGUAUAAUAAAAUAUCAGUGCCAGUUGUUGUUUGUUUAGGUAAGGGAGGAUUUAAAAUCUCGUGGUCGUGACUGUGCUACAGAACUGCUCUUUGUUCCACAGAUACUACCACACUUGACCAAGGCAAUAUUUGUUGACAACGAUGUAAUAUUUAUGCGUCCAGUUGAACAACUUUGGUAUGAGUUUGACCAGUUUCAUCAACAUGAGAUUGCUGGAAUAACUUUUUGCAGACCCAUAUAUGCAAAAUAUAUGGAUGUACCAUCAUAUGGAGAGAGAGGUUUAAAUACAGGAGUUGUACUACUAAAUUUAGACAGAAUGCGGAACACUGAAAAAAGUUGGACUGACACCAUCCUGGCACUUUAUGUUAAGUACCAGAAAAAAAUGAGAUUGGGAGAUCAAGAUAUUUUUAACACAUAUUUUAACCAAAACCCUGAGAAAGUGUAUGAUCUAGACUGUACUUGGAACUAUAGAGAAGCACUCUGCAGCAAGGGUAAGAAUUUUUGCCCAUCAGCUGGGGAAUCUGGAGUCUCUAUUCUUCAUGGAAAUGGCAAAAUGUUUGCUUUGGGUGCAGAGAUGAAAUUACAAAGCAUCUUUGAAACCUUUGAAAGAUUUGAGUUGGGAAAUUGGAGUUCAUCACAACUUUAUCAACAAGUUGAAUUCAAUCUUGCACAGGUUGAUACACAUAACUUAAAAAGUAACUGCAAGAACACUCCUGGAAUUGAUGAUGUCCUUUUAAAGCAGCUGAACAAAUCUAUUCUAGAACUAGAAUCAAUUUAAAUUACAAUUAUAUCAUUUUUACAAUAAAAACUGAAAACUAG
Molecule: messenger RNA, 1011 nt
Organism: Eurytemora carolleeae
Lineage: Eukaryota; Metazoa; Arthropoda; Copepoda; Calanoida; Temoridae
Product: glucoside xylosyltransferase 1
Exons: 8
Coding region: 347-970 (207 amino acids)
Biological process (GO): protein O-linked glycosylation via N-acetylgalactosamine
Molecular function (GO): UDP-xylosyltransferase activity
Source: RefSeq, a predicted model, not a curated record